Haliotis rubra (blacklip abalone) is the source of this 1037-nucleotide messenger RNA. Its product is annotated as enoyl-CoA delta isomerase 2, peroxisomal-like. Gene Ontology annotation, biological process: fatty acid beta-oxidation. The record is from RefSeq and is a predicted model, not a curated record. Gene Ontology annotation, cellular component: peroxisome. The transcript is spliced from 4 exons. Gene Ontology annotation, molecular function: enoyl-CoA hydratase activity; delta(3)-delta(2)-enoyl-CoA isomerase activity. Bases 42 to 878 code for a protein of 278 amino acids. Lineage: Eukaryota; Metazoa; Mollusca; Gastropoda; Lepetellida; Haliotidae.
UACCGCCAAUCCUAAAUGUAACUACCCGGAGAAGAUAGACGAUGUCAGGUUCGUUCAUGUUGUGUAGAAGACUAGCGGGUUCAAGUAAAAUACUGCACAAAUGUAUGCAGCAUGGGUGGAAUGCGAAGCCAUUGCCAUCUCUCGCACAUCCAUUAUGUGGGAGGACAAUGUCGACAGCGUUUUCUGGCUCGUUACUUGACCUGAAUUUUCAAGACGAAGGAAUGGCUGUGGUUACUAUGAAAAGUGGGCAGAACACUCUACAACCUAAAGCGAUGGAAGAAUGGCACCAAGCUCUGGAUGCAGUCGAACAAAACUCUGAAUGCCGUGCAUUAGUGACAACAGGUAAUGAGAAGUUCUUCUCUAAUGGCCUUGAUCUUGAUCAUAUGAAGACCUUCACAGACCAAGAGCGUCAACUGGCGGAGUACCUUGAUGAACUUAACAAACUCUGUGUACGUCUCCUGCUGUUUCCUCUUCCCACAGUAGCAGCGAUCAGUGGCCAUGCUUUUGCCGGUGGUGCUGUCGUGGCGUUUGCCCACGACCUGCGUGUCAUGCGACGGGACAAGGGAUGGAUGUGUCUGAACGAGAUUCUCAUAAACUUCAGCUUCCCUCCUGUCCUGUUGGCCAUGAUCAGAGCCAAGGUCCCACCAGGCCCCAUUCAGACCCAGGCUGUGCUUCAGGCCAAGCGGUACACGGCCGACGAAGCUGUAAAGUGUGGGAUAGUGGACCAAGUGGCUGACCAAUCACAGCUGGUCAACACAGCUGUACAGAUGGCCAACGAGUUUCUCGGGAAACAUGGACUAAAGCGAGAGACUUUGCAUAGCUUCAAGAAGGACUUGUACAGCCCUGUACUCCAAACCUACAGUGGUCCACUGCCUUGAGUGUGCUGAUUUCUGUUUGGGAAAUGACUGAAAGAUUGACGCAUAGAUCCACUGAGAUUGGGUUAUGCCAAUGGAAAGGGAAAAUAUAUUUGUUUUUUUCCCUACCGUUGCAUAUAAACAGACAGAUUAAAUAGAUGAAAAAUAAACAAAUGGUUUGUG